AAGAAAGCAGACAUGGAUGAAAGUGGUGGCGGUUAUCAGGUGCGCGCGGGUGCAGGGGAACGUCGGAUGGGGAUGAAGGUGAUGGUGGCCGUAGAUGAGAGCGAUGGGAGCUUCUAUGCGCUUAAGUGGGCCCUUGAUAACCUCUUGACCACGAUGGCUACGGUGGGAGAUGCCACACCGGAUAAUGAGGGCAUGAUGUUUCUUGUUCAUGUUGAACCCAAAGUUCAUAACUAUGUGUACCCUGUUGGACCUGGUGGAGCUGCUUUUUAUCCUACAACUGUAGUGGUGGAUUCUGUGAAGAAAGCACAAGAAGAAAGAUCAACAACUAUUCUCUCAAGGGCUUUGAAAAUGUGCCAUGAUAAGUUGGUGAAAGCAGAAAGUAUGAUUCUUAGUGGAGACCCAAGGGAAAUGAUAUGUGAAGCAGCAGAGCAAAUGCAAGUUAGUCUCCUAGUCAUGGGUAGCCGUGGCCUUGGUGUACUCAAAAGGACAAUUCUUGGAAGUGUGAGCGACUAUUGUGCGCAUCAUGCGAGAGUACCAAUCCUUAUUGUGAAACCGCCGCAACCAGAGCACAAUAAGAAGCAUUAAUGCCACUUUUUUUCUGUUUUAAGUACUCGCAUCUUUUCAUCAAGUGCGUAUUUAUGUAUUUUAACGUCUUUUCUAAUAAAUUAGAAUAAGACAAGUGAUGCAUGGAACAAUGAUGUAAUGUUAUAAAAAUUAUUUGAGAAUUUUUUAUCAAAUAUUGUUUUCUUAUA
Molecule: messenger RNA, 752 nt
Organism: Cajanus cajan (pigeon pea)
Lineage: Eukaryota; Viridiplantae; Streptophyta; Magnoliopsida; Fabales; Fabaceae
Product: Adenine nucleotide alpha hydrolases-like superfamily protein
Source: RefSeq, a predicted model, not a curated record